Molecule: messenger RNA, 1662 nt
Organism: Kockovaella imperatae
Lineage: Eukaryota; Fungi; Basidiomycota; Tremellomycetes; Tremellales; Cuniculitremaceae
Exons: 3
Coding region: 1-1662 (553 amino acids)
Biological process (GO): purine nucleobase biosynthetic process
Cellular component (GO): cytosol
Molecular function (GO): methylenetetrahydrofolate dehydrogenase (NADP+) activity; methylenetetrahydrofolate dehydrogenase (NAD+) activity
Source: RefSeq, a predicted model, not a curated record
AUGGCUUCAGAGGCGAGAGUCGUCGACUCGACACCAUGCUCUCCUACUAUCGAGCAUUGUCUGGCGGAUCUCCAUCUCUAUCGUAUGGGUGGAGGCGUCAACGCUCUGGUAACCGAGUCCAUCGAUCCGCUUGACGCUCGGCCCCAUUCCCCAAUCAUCUCCAGGUCUAGCAUUUCUAUGCCGAUAGACUACCAACCAGUCAAUACGAAUUCAGGUAUUCGUCGAGCGACAGCUCCGACCAAGAUCGACUUUUCAGGUGUCUCCCAGGGAUUCACGCCGGAAUCUCCACCCUUAUCCAGUCCCAUGAUUAGAGAAUCUCGAGUGUCCAUUCCUCACUUUCCAUUCGCCCCAUCGCCUGGUGUGUUUCCCGCUCGAGCAAGCUUCUCGCGGAGCAGCAGCUCUAGCUCUAGCACGUUGGUCGGAUCACCAGAGAGGAAACAUGGCGUUCUGUUAGGGACCAGUCCUUCCCGACCACCCAUCACUAUCGAGUUGGACCCAUGUAGUCCUCUAUCCUUUCCCUUUCCUCGACGACCAAGUCUCAGUGGCACCCCUUUCGAUUAUUCCCAUGGACCCCUGUUCCCUACCAGACCAAUGAUGGGACGUCGCAAGUCGUCCUACCGCUCAGUCAUGACUGAUCUGGCGAGUCUCGAGUUUGAAGACGAAGGAAAAGAAGGCCAGACAUUUAGCCCCAAGGAGCUGGCGGAUCGGCUUCAGUCGCACGUCGUCGCCAAGGCCGGCGAGCGGGACCAGAGGAUCCGUAUCGUGGGUAUCUUGGCCAGUGACGAUUCGGGCUGCAAGACGUACGCCUCGGCGUUGUCCAAAUCGUCGUGCAAAUUGGGUUUCGACUUUGAGAUCAGGAAUGUCGACGUGAGCUCGGAGGCUGAAGCAAAUCGCUUGGUAAAGGUGAAAGAGGCGAUCGAAGAGGUCAACGGGGACAAGUCGGUGAACGGAUUGUUCUUGUUCCUGCCCUUGUUCACCGCGGAAGAGGACAAGCAGCUCAGAGAUGCCAUCGCACCCCGCCUCGAUAUCGAGGGCAUCAGUUCUGCCUCGCUCGCCGUCAGCGGCACGCGCCCGUGUACGCUGGCACUGGAUGGGUCGGACGUGACCUACCCCUGUACACCUCUUGCCGUGGCGCAUAUCCUCAAGGCGCUCGGAGCAUUUGAGUCUGCACCAGUCGGUUCCCGGUUGCAAGGCAAAGUAGUCACUGUGAUCAACAGAUCCGAGACUGUCGGCAAGCCGCUUGCGUGUCUCUUGGCCAAUGAGGGAGCACAAGUCUACUCCAUCGACAUCAAUGGCACCCACAUGCUCGUGCCCAAAAUCAAAUUGCCCGCAUUGACUCCGGCGAACAGCACCGAGCCGAUAGUCGAUGCUCAAAAGGGGGAUCCGCAGAUCGACGUAUCUCCCUUCUUCACCACUCACUCGGCCCCUUCCCUGCCCAUGGAUACAUGCCUCCUCUUAUCGGACAUUGUUAUCUCGGCCGUACCCUCGUCUACCUUUAAAAUCCCCACGACUAGUCUUCAAUUCGGUAGCACCUGUAUCAAUCUUUCAGAACACAACAACUUUUCAGACAAUGUAAAGACACGGGCAAAAUGGUUUGUCCCUCGUGUAGGCAGUAUCACUCGAUUGAUGGUUCUUUGUAAUGCCCUAGAGUCGGCAGCUUGA